AUGUUCAGAACAUUUUAUAGAAAACAAUUAGCCACUCAGGUCGGAGGAUUUGCAAGAUCAUUUGCUAAAUUCGAUAGAACCUUAGAGCAUUUGAAUGUAGGAACCAUCGGCCACAUCGAUCACGGUAAAACAACCCUGACAGCAGCCAUUACUAAGUAUUUGAGCUCAACAGGAGGCACAUCCUUCCAUGACUACAGUGAAAUUGACAAGGCUCCAGAAGAGAGGUCCAGAGGUAUCACGAUCAACUCUACGACCAUCGAGUACAGCUCGGAGAGCAGACAUUACGGCCACGUUGAUUGUCCAGGACAUGCUGAUUACGUUAAAAACAUGAUUACUGGAGCAGCCAGAAUGGACGGAGGUAUUCUUGUUGUAUCCGCCACUGACGGAGCAAUGCCACAAACCAGAGAGCACAUUCUCUUGUGCAGGCAGGUCGGAGUCAAGAACAUCAUUAUUUUCCUGAACAAAUGCGACCAGAUGGAUGACGAAGAAAUGCACGAAUUGGUAGAAAUGGAGGUGAGAGAGCUUCUUGAGGAUUACGAAUACUCUGACGAUGUUCCAUUAAUUAAGGGAUCAGCUUUGCUUGCUCUUGAAGGCAAAGAUGACAACGGUCUUGGCACUUCUGCAAUUCAAGAACUCAUUAGUACUAUGGACUCUUACUUUGAAGCUCCAACUAGACCAAUCGACAAAGACUUCUUCAUGUCUGUAGAGUCUUCCUUCAACAUUCCAGGAAGAGGAACUGUUGCCACAGGAACCAUUGAUCAGGGAAUUUGCAAGAUUGGAGAUGAUGUCCACUUGAUUGGAAUUGAUAGAAAGCCAGUUGCCACAACUAUUGUUGGAGUUGAGUCUUUCAAAAAGACUCUUGAUAGAGGAGAAGCUGGUGAUAACGUAGGAGUGUUGCUUAGAGGACUCAACAGAGAAGAUGUUCUGAGAGGAGCUGCUCUUGUUAAGCCAGGUAAAUUCACAGUCAACAGGAACUUCAAUGCUGAAAUCUACGUAUUGAACACAGAUGAGGGAGGUAGGAACAAGCCAUUCUUCAGCGGAUACAGACCUCAAUGCUUCAUCAGAACCGCAGACAUGGCUUGUGCAGUCACUCUUCCAGAGUCGGCUGCCAUGGCUAUGCCAGGAGAUAACUUGUCUGUAGCCCUCAAGUUAGAUAGGCCCCUUGCAAUUGAGAAAGGAAACAGGUUUGCCCUCAGAGAAGGAGGAAGAACUGUAGCAUCAGGAGUUAUAACAGAGGUUGUUCCAGAUCAAGAAGAAGAUAUGUAA
Moneuplotes crassus is the source of this 1266-nucleotide messenger RNA. NCBI's taxonomy places the organism in Eukaryota, Ciliophora, Spirotrichea, Euplotida, Euplotidae. The record is from the annotation of a GenBank genome assembly.